AGGGGCUCCUUAAUAUUUUUCCCACGGGCCCCGGUGUACGCCAAUGUAGCCAUGAAAGACAAUUUCUUAUUACACUCUAGCAGCCAAUUGGUACAAGGUUUCUUAUUUUCUAUGCAUUCGUCUAAAAGUUUUCUGAAAGAAAUAUACUCACAAGUGUGGCCGCAUGCAGGAGCGUCAUACACGCUGAUGGAAAUGGGCCAAUCGGAAUUUUAGGUGUAACAUGAAGCCAUCCCCAAAACUGGGCCACUAUCAGGACUCCGUAAUUUGUAGUCGUAAGCAGCUGUAUAGAAGUGAAAGAGAAACAGCCUUGGAAUAAAAGCGAGCGAGCGAAAGGCGCGGGGGGUAGUCUUGCUGGAUGCGUUGGAAAAAACAAGGACGUCUACAGGGCGACGUAUUUUUGCUUACUGUGGAGAUGCCCCUGUUAUGAAAUGUGGUCAGAGUGCGGGUCUGCACAAACAGCCGAAGGAUGCUUUCAGUUGUCGGUGAGAAAGCACCGCGGGUCUGCUGACUGCAGCGGGGCUCCACACCGCAGGCAUCACAGCGCCACGGAGAUGCGAGGAUGCGCCUACCGCAUUAGCAGCACUGCUUGCUCGCGAGCCGACAGCAUUAAACAGGUAGAAGAAGAGAAGAAGAUGACGCCCGUGAAAAGGAGAAAAAUAACACAGCUUUAGCAUGGCAGUCUCAUAAGCCCCUGACGUCUUCACACGAAAACUUCCAAGGGUACCGGCGAUCAUGGGAUCGCAAGUGUUACAGACUCUCAGACAGGGGGUGUGGGCAUCACUGACCGGCGGCUGGUAUCACGACCCGGAGCAGAACAAAUUCAACAACUCUUGCCAUCUAUACCUAUGGAUCUUUUUAUUGAUGCUGCCUUUGUCGCUCCACUUGGCACUACCUCCAAACACGGUUGCACUUGGCAUUUAUUGCAGUUCUGUGACCAUCUUCUUUAUCUUCAUUAAGACAGUCAAUUAUCGCUUGCACAUGAUGUUCGACAAUGAAGAAAUAGUGUCACAGCAGAGCAUUUCAGAUACGGCCAAAGGCAGAGACAAGAACUCGAUGAGUUCCGAUCCUUGUUUCAGCACUUGUCCAAGAAAGACAAGCACUAAUGAAGAUGUGACUCUGAGUGAACUCACCAAGCCUGUUAUGAGCCACGCAGCAAACUGCACUCCUAAACAUUCGGAUGUACAGCUCGAGAGCGCUGGUGUGUUGCAGAUGCCAAAGACAGAAGACACAAAAGACACAGAAGGAAAUGGUGAAAUUUCAUUUCAAGGAAAUACGCUAAGCAAAGCAGUUGAAAUGGAACCAGAUGUGCAGAACAUGGUGAGCAAGACUGUCUUGGACAAUGCGUUGGAGGACUGUGAAGGUUGCUGCCCUGAAUGUAACUCUCAGGUAGACGGCAAACUAACCGACAAAGAAAAGCCUUGUCCUACCAAGGGUGACAAUGACACUGAGGAGUUGAAGUUGAUCCCAAAAUAUGAAUAUGAUUCAAAUAAUAACUCGGUUGAGCCAAGUCAAGGUUUACAGGAAAACAAACUUGAUGACCAUUAUUGUUCAGAUGAAAGUUUGGUUGUAUUUAUGGACAACGCACAGGCAUCGAAUCAACUCUGUAAUGGUGAUACUGUGAAAAUCAUCAUCACAGUAAGUGGUGAUACCCAAACGUCUGGGGAAGUGGAAGAGACAGUUAGGCAAAAUGAUUUGAACUCUGCUCAUAUUGAGCUCAAGGAAGACUCUGAUGACUGUUUCAUUAAGAUACCAGCAAUCACUCUGGAAUUGUCUGACGAUGAUGGCAUUGCCAGCCCUUUGUCUUUUGCAAGAUCAAGUCUUCAGUUGCCUUCACCUGAUCCAAGUCCAUGCAAGGAUGGUGUGAGUUCUGACUCAGCUGUCCAUGAUUGUAAAGACUCGGAUUCUAUUGAGCAUGUUAACAUUCAUGAACGCGAUACAUCAAUGGAAAUUGAAGAUAAUGCUCCUCAUCCUGGUAGCAAGUGUGACUCCCCAGAAAGUCCUAAUCAAAACCCUGAAGGCCUAUUGCAGAUUCCUAAUCCGUUCAAAGAAGGGAAUGGGAAUAGACAAAGGAGUGGGAUGCCCAGCACAAAAACGCACGUGCGAGGACUUAGCGUGGACAGCGGUACGGAUGCUGUUUUAGCUGUAGAAUAUUCUCAGGGUAAAUUGCAGACCUUGACGUCAUCCAAGUCAGACCUAGAAGCCAAGGAAGGACAAAUCCCUAAUGAAUCCAAUUUUGUGGAGUUUGUGUCCCUUCUGGAGUCAAUUAAUAGUUCCAAAAGCAAUAUAGGCCACCAAACAGAUGUUCUGAAUGAAAACACCCAAAAGUCAAGCCCAAGGACUGGCAGUGUUACAAUGGAAAAGAAUCAAGAAAACAAAAUGAUUGAACAAGGAUCUCGGGAACACAGCCCACCACCCAACAGCUUAGCAGUGACAGAAUCGCCAGCUGCGGUGACACUUCAGAGUGAGAUGGCAGCAAUUUCGCCUCAGAGUCCACAGGCAGACCAGCAGAUGGACUGCGGCUAUGAGCCUUUGCCGUCGCAGACUUCUCUGUCUGAAAGUUCUGUGCUGCAAGUGAUCUGCAGGCCUGAGGCGACCUCAAAAGAAGACGUCUUCAUGAUCAAUACUGUUCACAGAGAACGACCUCAAAAAAUCCAUCCUGAAAGAGCUUUAAAUUUGCCUUUGGGUGCUGAGUUCCUAUCUAAUAAUAUGUGUGAACUCCUUUCCACUUCUUCCAACUCGGCCUCAGCAGGAUACCAGGAUGGGCCAACACUGGGCAUAACCGAGUGCCCAUUUCAGCGACGCAUUGUACCAGUGCGAAGACUGAGACCUAGGCGGACUAGGCCAGAAAUUUAUCAGGAGGAGGACUCAAUAGAUGAAACCUCAGAUUCUACAGUACCGGAAAAGCCUGCUCACAAGCACCACUACAAGUUUUGGGUCUUUCCUGGAAAGUGGAUCCGAGUCUUAUACGAUCGUCUCACAUUGCUUGCAUUGCUGGAUAGGAACCAGGAGGUUGUAGAGAACACGGUGGCUGUGUGUCUGGCUUUCCUUGUAGCAUUCCUUGGAUUUGUGCUGUUAAACCAGGGCUGCUUUAAGGACCUGUGGCUUUUCCAGUUCUGCCUUGUAAUCGCCAGCUGCCAGUACUCCCUUCUGAAAAGUGUCCAGCCAGAUGCUGCAUCUCCAACUCACGGUCACAAUCAAAUCAUAGCCUACAGCAGACCAGCCUAUUUCUGCAUUUUUUGUUGUCUUAUUUGGCUACUGGAAUUGGCUCUCAAGCAAGAAAACCUUCCAGUGACCUCAGUCUAUGGAGUACGACUAAUUUCAUUGGAGUCCCUUAAAACUCUACAAGAUGUUUUAAUUGCUUCCACAUGUUGCUUUCCAGUUAUCUUUCUUCUGGGUCUUCUUCCUCAGAUCAACACCUUCUUCAUCUUCCUGCUGGAACAAAUUGACACACACUUUUUUGGAGGAACUGCUGUCACUGGACUCGCGUCCGCCUUCUAUAGCUUGCUGCGCAGUUUGACGGCCGCGGCAGUGCUCUAUGGAUUUUGUUUUGGAGCAUUAAAGGAGCCCUGGGAUGAGCAGCACAUACCUGCUCUGUUCUCUGCCUUCUGUGGACUGCUGGUCGUGUUCUCCUACCAUCUCAGUCGACAAAGCAGUGACCCCUCUGUGCUCAUAUCACUGCUUCAGUCCAAACUAUUCCCAAAUUUUAAAGGCUGUUCUGGAGAUGACGACCUUGCACUUGAUGAUGGUGAUCCUCUCGCCGAACAUCUCAGAAAUUCUGUGAAGGACAGCCUCAGUUCUGAUCUGGUCGUCUGUGUGGCAGCUGCAGUGCUGACCUUUGCGAUAAGUGCAAGUACAGUGUUCUUAUCCCUGAAGCCAUUUGUCAGCAUUGUCCUGUACACCCUAGCAGGAACCAUUGGCUUUGUUACGCACUACCUGAUUCCUCAGCUUCGGAAGCAUCACCCCUGGUUCUGGAUAUCUCACCCCAUACUGAAAAGUAAAGAGUACAAGCAAUAUGAGCCAAAAGACAAUGCCCAGCUGAUGUGGUUUGAGCGGCUGUAUGUGUGCCUGUUGUUUUUUGAAAAGUACACCAUUUACCCCGCUGUAAUCCUCAGUGCUCUCACCAGUGAUGGCUUUGCCCUCAGCCAACGCAAAAAAUUGGGAAUACAUUGUGAUGCGUUAGUGAUGACAGUCGCUGGAUUGAAACUGCUCCGCUCCUCAUUUUGCAAUCCCACUUUCCAGUUUGUGACGCUGCUCUUCACCAUUGUCUUCUUCGAGUUUGACUACAGGAAAACCUCAGAGACCUUUCUGAUUGAUUUCUUUGUAAUGUCCAUUGUUUUUCACAAGCUCUGGGAUUUAUUGCACAAGCUGCAGUUCAUCAUGGUGUACAUCGCUCCAUGGCAGAUCGCAUGGGGAAGUGCCUUCCAUGCUUUUGCACAACCAUUUGCAAUACCCCAUUCAGGAAUGCUGAUGUUUCAGGCUUUUGUUACAACUCUGUUCUACACCCCACUCAGCCCCUUCCUUGGCAGCGCCAUCUUUAUUAGUUCAUACCCGAGAUCAGUGAAAUUCUGGGAGAGAGAUUAUAACACCAAACGGAUAGACAACUCAAACAGCAGACUAGCGUCCCAAAUUGAAAAGGACCCUGGCUGCGAUGACAAUAACCUGAACUCAAUUUUCUAUGAAUACCUCACUCGCUCACUCCAGCAGUCGCUGUGCGGAGACCUGCUACUUGGUCGCUGGGGAAACUACAGUUCUGGCGAUUGUUUCAUCCUCGCUUCAGACUACUUGAACGCUUUUGUUCACUUAAUAGAAAUUGGAAAUGGUCUGGUCACCUUCCAGCUGAGAGGGCUUGAAUUUAGAGGCACGUACUGCCAACAGAGAGAGGUGGAGGCCAUCACUGAAGGCGUAGAAGAUGAUGAAGCCUGCUGCUGCUGUGAGCCCGGACACCUCCCUUAUAUUCUGUCCUGCAAUGCGGCCUUUUAUCUCCGUUGGCUGGCUUGGGAGGUCACGACAACCAAAUAUCUGCUGGAGGGCUACAGCAUCAGUGAGAAUAACGCGGCCACCAUGCUGCAAGUGUACGACCUGAGGAAGCUCCUUAUUUCAUACUACUUAAAGAGUAUAAUCUACUAUUUUCUACACUCCCCUAAACUCCGAGCGUGGAUAAAGGAACUGUCGGUUUUGGAGUCCCUGCAACUGUACUCGAAAUGGCAUUACAUUGAGCGAGACCCAGCUGUGUUCAGUGUGAAAAUUGAUGAGGAUUAUAUCCAUUGCCUCCAGGGAAUAACGCGGGCGAGCUUCUGUAAUAUCUACUUGGAAUGGAUUCAGUACUGUGCGGCAAAGCAAGAUGAGCCAGUGGAAGUUGAUGAAGACUCACCUUUAGUGACACUCUGCUUUGCCCUCUGUGUCCUGGGACGGCGAUCCUUAGCAACAGCUUCACAUAACGUGUCAAACAGACCCAACUCAUGGUGCAGCCUAGAGUCCUUCCUUUAUGGAUACAACUCUCUCUUCAAAGGAGACUUUCGAAUUGCAGUAAAAGAUGAGUGGGUGUUCGCCGACAUGGAUCUUCUGCAGCAGGUAGUUGCUCCUGCUGUUCGGAUGAGUUUAAAGCUUCACCAGGACCAUUUCACUUGUCUUGAAGAGACAGAAGAACCCGAGGUUCUCUACGAGGCCAUCAGUAAUUAUGAGAAAACGCUGGUUAUUUGCCACGAGGGUGAUCCAACUUGGCGACGAGCUGUGCUGUCAAACCGAGAGAAUCUUCUCACUCUGAGACACAUUGUGGAUGAUGGGACUGAUGAGUACAAGAUCAUCAUGCUCUACAAGCGCCAUCUCAGCUUUAAAGUCAUCAAGAUAAACAAGGAAUGUGUGAGAGGUCUGUGGGCCGGGCAGCAGCAAGAGUUGGUGUUUCUUCGAAACCGCAAUCCUGAACGAGGCAGUAUCCAGAACUCCAAGCAAGCCUUGAGGAACAUGAUCAAUUCUUCUUGUGACCAACCCCUGGGAUACCCCAUGUAUGUUUCUCCUCUAACCACUUCCUACAUGGGAACUCAUAAACAACUCAGAGCAAUCUUUGGGGGACCCAUCAGUCUCGACAAUAUAAAAAGUUUCUUCCUGUCAAAAUGGCUCAGGGUGCGGAAAGACAGCAACACAAGCUGCAAUAGUCCUGGCAACAUAGAAGAUGUGGACUGUGGCGGUGGGUCCUCCUCUCUUAGUAACAACCCUAAUUCCCAGGAGUCUCAAAACGUCAGCUCUCAGGCAAGGAGCAGAAACUCCCAUCAUCGUGGAAAUGAGUAUCACAGUGCAGCCAGAAGAGAAUACAGGAGUCGCUCUGUCCAGCCUCAUCACUCCAGAGCCCAGAACCAAAGACCACCUGUUACGAGCCAAUCCGGCCCAAUACUGGAGAGCCAGCAGAUGUCCACUUCGGCUCAUGCAGUUGUCCAAAGACUUUCCAACAGUCAGAUGUCCUUCAGCACAUCAGUUGCCUCUGUGUUUUCUCAGGUUCCCCGAUUUGCUACUGCAGGUCAGCUGACCUCUCAAGGCCCUCCUAAUGCAGUCCAUCGGCUGAGCCAGGCCUCAUCAACGAGUUCCACACUUAGCUUGCUGUUCGGCAAGAGAAGCUUUUCCAGCGGGCUGGUCAUCUCGGGACUGUCAGCAGCUGAAGGAGGAAACACAACUGACACUCAGUCUUCAAGCAGUGUUAACAUUGCUGUUGGACCGUCUGUAAGAUCUGGGAGUCAUGUUACACAGCUGACAUCUGAACCCUGUGAAAGUGUGGACACCACUAACUAUAGUCAGACAACGGGCCCCUUGGAGCUCAAAGAAUCCUCCUCUCCUGCCAGGAAGUAAAACUCACAGGGAAAUGAACAGCAAGCUGGACAACUUCAAGUCUACUAGGACAUCCCCAUUUAUGCCUUUAUUGUUAUCCAAAAAUUUGUAACAUGGAAAACAAUAGAAAUAGGCGGGGUGUUCUAGAAUUCGGAGUACUUGUUUUUCUACAUCUGUAAUUUUAUUCAGAUAACUCUUUUCUACUAAAAUCACAUGAACUGUGGCAGGCAGAGCUGAAAGGCAAAACAAAUGGGCAUUCUUUAGCACAGUUUGUCUGAUAAGCUUUAAAUCCCACAAGCAAACUUGUUUGGCUAAAAAUAAAACGGCGCUGGUAUUUCACCUUGAACUUACUGCUUCCUUAUGUGGGAUUAACUGUAGUUACA
Molecule: messenger RNA, 7199 nt
Organism: Erpetoichthys calabaricus (reedfish)
Lineage: Eukaryota; Metazoa; Chordata; Cladistia; Polypteriformes; Polypteridae
Gene: pcnx2
Product: pecanex 2
Exons: 34
Coding region: 733-6837 (2034 amino acids)
Cellular component (GO): membrane
Source: RefSeq, a predicted model, not a curated record